AGUGUAUGGAUAGCGUACUUGUCGGAGGGAUUACAUCGUAUACCAGGAGACGGCCUUGAUGAUUUAUUCAGUCCUCACAUUACAAGAGAAAGCCCUUCCAUAUGGGAUGACGAGCAUCAGUCCCUCAUCCACAAGGCAUAUCCAGUCGCUGUACAUUCUCACAACGACUACUCGCAACGAAUCCCCCUCUUCCAAGCUCUGGGCUCAGGCUGCAUCAGUGUCGAAGCCGACGUACAUCUCCGCAACUCAGAUCUCCUCGUCGGCCAUCAUAAGUCCCAGCUGCAUCCCAGCAAAAUUCUGCAAACCAUGUACUUGGAUCCCUUGGAACGCAUCAUAAGAGCUCGGAACCCCCGUACAAUCACCGGCGACUGGCGGAGUAUCUUUGAGCUUGCAAGCAAUCAAACUCUGGUUCUUCUCGUCGACCUGAAGACCGAAGGAACGAAGACACUUGCCAUGCUGGUGUCGCAACUACAGCCAUUGAGGGAUCUUGGCUACCUCACACACUGGAACGGCACUGCAAGAGUGAUGCGUCCGUUGACAGUCGUCGGAACCGGCAACACUCCAUUUCUCAACGAAAACACCUAUCGGGACGUCUUCUGGGAUGCUGAGCUCAGUCAGCUUGUGUCCGAACAAGACACGGAUGACUACUUUAUCUACAACGUGUCGAAUUCGUACUAUGCCUCUACUCAGUGGAACAAAGCACUGUCGCGAGACGCCAAAACAAGAUCUCAGAGCAAUAUUGCUUUGCAAAUUGAGCGUGCAAAAGAGCGAGGCCUGUUAGCACGGUACUGGGACACACCAGCACAACCGCCGAAUAUGAGGGAGCUGGUGUGGAGGAGGUUGAUCCAGAACGACGUAGGUGUGCUGAAUAUGGACAACAUGGGCAUAGUGAGAGACAGAGCCCAAGGCUGGGGAAGAUUGAUAAGGUGA
Messenger RNA from Aureobasidium pullulans EXF-150, 930 nucleotides. RefSeq lists its product as uncharacterized. The transcript has a single exon. Gene Ontology annotation, molecular function: phosphoric diester hydrolase activity. Gene Ontology annotation, biological process: lipid metabolic process. Lineage: Eukaryota; Fungi; Ascomycota; Dothideomycetes; Dothideales; Saccotheciaceae. The annotation marks the transcript as partial. The record is from RefSeq and is a predicted model, not a curated record.